UCUGCGCGGCGGGCAGACCGGUUUGUGGUUAGUUUCCUCUUUACCUUCAUCACACAGAGCAGCAGGGGUGCUCUGUGCACAAAGGUGCAUUGUUUUUAAAAAAAAAAAAAAAAAAUCAAAGGGAGCACCCUCUGUGACAAGCUCGCAGCUGGACGCGCUCCAGAGGGAGGAGGGUGGAGGUCCGCUUCGCGUUGAGGCAUCCAAAACUCUUCUGUCGCAAGUUCCACUUUUUCUUUCUUUUUAAAUUUUUUUUCUUAGUCGCCUUUUGUUGUUUGUCGCACCAUGUGACCGCCACGCUCAAGUUCAACCGCGGGAUCCAUCAGUGUAUGAGCCUGACUGUGCAGAGAAAUGGCAAACCGUGAGCGGAACAAAAAGAUUUUACUGGAACUGGUGAAACAGUCAGACAACAGCCGGUGCGCUGACUGCGGCGAGCCCGAACCGGACUGGGCCUCCUACAAGUUGGGAAUUUUUGUGUGUCUGAACUGCUCCGGGAUCCACCGCAGCCUGUCCAGCCAUGUCAAAUCUAUCAGGCUGGACUUCUGGGAGGACAAACUAGUAGAGUUCAUGGAAUCCAAUGGCAAUGCCAGGGCCCAGGCUCAAUAUGAGAAAGCUGUUCCACCGUACUACUAUCGACCCCAGCGGGAAGACUGCAAUAUCCUCAGGGAGCAGUGGAUCCGUGCUAAAUACGAGAGGAAGGAGUUCACAGGAGAGACCAAGUAUCCACCGCUGCCAUACACCACAGGGUUCUAUGAAGGAAUACUGUUGAAGAAAGGCAAAGACAACACACAGUUUCUGAAGAGAAAGUUCGUGCUGUCGGAGAGAGAAUUCACCCUGAGCUACUACAACAAAGAAGAUGAGACUAAAGGCCCCAAAGCUGUAAUAUCCAUCAAGGACCUGAACGCCACCUUUCAGCCAGAGAAGAUCGGCCAUCCUAACGGACUGCAGAUCACCUACCAAGACGGGGAUCACACCAGGAACCUCUACGUUUAUCAUGAGCGUUCUGAAGAAAUAGUCACAUGGUACAACGCGAUUCGAGCCGCUCGCUAUGCGUACUUGAAGACGGCCUACCCGACAGGAAGCGAUGAAGAACUGUUACCAAUGAUAACAAGAAACUACCUCAAAGAGGGUUACAUGGAAAAGACGGGGCCUACGCAAACAGAGUCAUUCAAAAGGAGGUGGUUCAUUUUAGACUCUCAAAACAGGAAGUUGCUCUACUUCAAAGGCCAUCUGGAUGCAGAGGAGCUAGGGGCCAUUUUUAUCGGCACAGAGUGCAAAGGUUACUCGGUUAAGGAGUGUGUCCCGCUGAACGCCCGGGGAAACAAGUGGAAGUGCGGAUUGAUGGUGGAAACGCCCGAGCGACAGUUCGUCUUCAUGUGCGAGCAGGAGAGGGACCAGAGGGAGUGGCUGGAAGCGCUCAGGAAGGUUUUGUCCAGACCCAUGUCACCCCAGGAUUAUACCACUGAAGCCGUCAUGAAGUAUAAGCGAUGAUCGAUGAAGCUGCGAGCGAGAGAACAGACCUGCUGUCGGCUGCACUGACUCUCAGUACUGACUGAUUCAUGCUGUGCAGAGCAUUAAAGGGCUUCAGUACGCUCACUUCAACUGACACUGUUUCUAAUGCUAAAAUAAGGCCUCACAUGUGUUUAUCAUUAUACAUAAAAUGCAUUCUGCUGUUAAACACCUGAUCAGCAUUGAUAUAUCACUGGGUACACCCAUGCUGUAUAUGAAUGUAUUUCUAAAUUUUAAUAAAUUUAUUUUGGAUAUUUAACGAGUGGAUACAUUUAUAUUUGAAAGUGAAGAUGCUACAUGACACUAUGGCCACAAAAUAAAUGUC
Molecule: messenger RNA, 1831 nt
Organism: Pundamilia nyererei
Lineage: Eukaryota; Metazoa; Chordata; Actinopteri; Cichliformes; Cichlidae
Gene: adap2
Product: ArfGAP with dual PH domains 2
Exons: 11
Coding region: 349-1488 (379 amino acids)
Biological process (GO): positive regulation of GTPase activity; heart development
Cellular component (GO): cytoplasm; intracellular membrane-bounded organelle; plasma membrane
Molecular function (GO): phosphatidylinositol-3,4,5-trisphosphate binding; GTPase activator activity; phosphatidylinositol bisphosphate binding
Source: RefSeq, a predicted model, not a curated record